Molecule: messenger RNA, 2268 nt
Organism: Paecilomyces variotii
Lineage: Eukaryota; Fungi; Ascomycota; Eurotiomycetes; Eurotiales; Thermoascaceae
Product: putative glycosyl transferase
Exons: 3
Coding region: 1-2268 (755 amino acids)
Source: RefSeq, a predicted model, not a curated record
AUGAAUGACCACUACGAAGAUGGAGGUGAGAUGGUCGAUCUCAAUGUCCUCCACAGCCCAAGGGACCAUAGUCGCUAUACACAAGAACCCAUCACGCCCGUGACGGCGAGACCGUUGAUCAGGGGACCGGCUGGGUUCUCGGAAGAGUCUCUCCCGUCAUAUCGCUCAUAUCCAUCUGGAGUCUCAGGGCAUAAUGGACUGACGGUGAAUCGGGGCUAUGGCGAGGAAUCAGUUGCCUCUGGUGACUAUUCCCGUCCAACUACGCCAUCCUUGGUGCCAUUUCAUCAGAAUCGGUCCAGUGAUUUCAGCUACCACAGCCAGGCCACUUUGACCAAUCUGGUGAGCAAGCCGCCGUCUCCCGUUUACGCGAAGGAAUGGGUCGAGCCGGGCUCGAUCGCUCGCAUUGCCGAUCGAGACGACAAGGAAAUCUGGAGAGGAUGGAAGCGAUUCAUCUUCCGCAUCGUUCCCUUCCUGAUCUUUGCUAACACGGCCCUGUACCUGUUGUACCUGGGUCUUCGUAUUGCCUGUGUCGUCUUCGCUCAGCGGGCUCAGCGCAACACCUUUGCGGCAGCGUGGGUCUUCAUCGCCAUCGAAGUCGCGACGGCCAUUCCGUCCCUGAUGCACAACGCUUGGACCAUGUGGGCGAUGAAGAAGCGACAGAGGCCGAAGCUGAGACUGACCGGAAACGACGUCCCGACCGUGGAUGUGUUCAUCACCUGUGCUGGUGAAGAUGACGACGUCGUUCUCGACACCAUCUGUGGCGCGUGCGAUGUCGACUAUCCGCGCGACCGUUUCCGGGUCAUCGUGCUGGACGACGGUGGAUCGGAGACUCUGAAAGCGUCCGUCCACCAUCUGACCACCACGACCUAUCCCAAUCUCUACUACAGGGCCCGUCAGAAGAUUCCCGGAGUGCCGCACCACUUCAAGGCUGGAAACCUCAACUAUGGUCUCGAGCAGACCUAUCUGCUGCCUGGAGGACCAGGCCAGUUCAUGGCUGCCCUCGAUGCUGACAUGAUUCCUGAGCCAGAUUGGUUACGCGCCGUCCUGCCCCAUCUGCUUAUCGACGAUAAGAUGGCCCUUGCAUGUCCCCCACAGCUGUUCUACAACACGCCUCCCUCCGAUCCCUUGGCGCAGAGCUUGGACUUCUUCGUCCAUGUCAUUGAGCCCAUCAAGGACGCUCUUAAUGUCGCUUGGUGUACGGGAUCCGGUUACGUUGUUCGUCGCGAGGCUCUUGAUGAUAUUGGCAACUUCCCUCUGGGUUCCUUGGCCGAAGAUGUCGCGACGUCGACCCAGAUGCUUGGUAAGGGCUGGAAGACCGCCUAUGUGCACGAGCCCCUCCAGUUCGGUACGGUGCCCGAAGACUUUGGCUCGCAUCUGAAGCAACGUACCCGAUGGGCCAUUGGAACCAUUGAAACCGCCAUCAAGCUGAACUUCUGUCUGUAUGGUGACAAGGUGAAGAAGAUGACUGUCGCCCAGCGCUUCUCCGGAUUCCUCUAUGCUACUCUCAGUUGGUACACUAUCCUGCUCACUGCUUCUCUGUUCGCUAUCCCCAUUAUCCUUUUGUGGGGCAAGCCUCUCGUGGCCUUUUCAAACAUGGAACAGCUGCGGUGGCUCAUUCGGGCGUGCUUUGCCACGACCAUCAUGAACCGAAUUUGUGAAUUCGUCCUCUUCAUUCCCGCUGGCUACCACACCGGCCAGAGAGGUUCUCGAUACCAGCUCUGGAUGGCACCGUAUAUCGCGCUGUGCAUUGUCCGCUCGUUCCUGCUGCCAACGUGGCUAGGAGGCCAGACCCAGGCCUUCAAGCCCACUGGCUCUCUGAGCUCCGCUCUCGAGGAGCGUGACCCUCAGCGCCGCAAGAAUUUGUUCCGUCGGCUGUUCACUAUCCUUUUCAACUACAUGGCUGGUUUCCACUUGAUCUUCGUGUAUGCCACCUUGGUUGGAGCCGUGCUCGUCUCGUAUCGCUGCUUCUACGAAACGUCUGGAGUCAAGAAUACCCUCAUCUGCUUGCUCGUUCAUGCCUUCUGGCCUCCCCUGACCUUCCUGUUCCUCUGCACGUCCCUCUGGACGCCGAUCGCUUAUGCCAUUGAUCCUCCUUCGAUGCCUGACCGAGAGGCGCUGUUGAAGCGAGAUCCCAAGACUGGAGUCGCCCAUCCAACGGAGCGGAGCAAGAAGAUCGCAUUUGGAGCACAGUCUGCCUGGUUCGAGCUGGAGUACACUGUGGCUACCGCUUUCACAGUCGUGGUCUUCGUUUGGUCCUUCUGGUUGUAG